CAGGUCUUAGCGUUAGCUUCUGUUGUCGUUUUUCGCGGGGUUGUUUUUCAUGCAUUCCCCCUUUUAGUUAUCUUUUGCAAGAAGCUAUUGUAACACAAACUGUCACCAAGAAGACAUCGUUACUUUACAUUCAUUCAGGACGUAGCGGUUAGCUCGUCAAUUAACGUCUGCUAGCUAGGUUUAGCAGACCGGAAGCAGGGACGUAACGUAAACGUUAGCAAGCUAGGCUAACGUAACGUAGCUUAACUUUGGGUUGCCAGUAGUUCGUCCGUUGUCUCGGUGGACAAAAAGUGUCGAUGUCUCUUAGCGGCGUUCACGGAGCGCUGUCUAAUCUGAAGUUAUGUCAGGCCGACAUCGGGACAGGAAUGGAGAUAGUGACAGAUGUUGCUUUGGACCUGGCGGAGGCGCAGGUAAAUGAUCUGGUUACAGAUGAAGGGGGGAUUGCAGGCAUCAAGGAGAUUGAGGCCAUGGUUCUGGAGUGUGCCAAACUGGACAGAGAAAUAAACUGCUUUGUUGACAUUGUGCAACAAGUCACUGCAGAGGUCAGCACACAGCAGCCUGAGACCAUGGUCGACCUGUCUGCCAAAGUGAGGGAGCAGUUCACAGAGAAAUUGGCCACACUCUCUGACGCCGAGCUGCACAAUCACCAGAAGGUAGUGGCCUUCAAGGAAAGCAUCAAGAACUCUGUCAACCAAGCCAACCAAGAGUCAGCGGAGACCACAGAGGAGGAUGAAGACAUCCGUGUCACGCAGAGCCAAGUCAACUUCACCUGCCCACUCACACAGGUGGAAAUGGUGAAGCCGAUGAAGAACAAGAAGUGUAACCACCACUAUGAUGAAGACGCCAUAAUGAGCCUCAUCAAAACCAAACAAAAGCAGAAAAAGAAGUGCCGCUGCCCUGUGGUGGGCUGUGGGAACGCAGACGUGAAACAGUCGGAUCUGAUUCCCGACCAGAUCCUGAGGAGAAGGAUCCAGAGCCAAAAGAGACACAGCAACCCCAUGUAGUGCUGUUUUCUUUUCAGGGGACAGAAUUGUUCAUAAAAGAACCUGUGCCAUGAAGAAAUUGUAUUUUAAGACGGAAUAUGUUGUUCACCUUAUUUCUAAGGCAAUUAUUUUCAUCGGUAUUCAGAUGAAACCAACUAAAUAUUGCUGGUGUUGGUGAGAAUUGAAAAUGUUCUUUUCGGAUCUUUGUACCUAAACUCCUUUUUCUGGAAUUUAUAAUUUAAUAAGUGAUUUAAGCUUUUUUUGUACUCUUGUUGUAUGUAAAUAAAAGCUGCAGACCAUC
This is a messenger RNA of Gasterosteus aculeatus aculeatus (three-spined stickleback), 1284 nucleotides long. Lineage: Eukaryota; Metazoa; Chordata; Actinopteri; Perciformes; Gasterosteidae. The record is from RefSeq and is a predicted model, not a curated record.